AUGCCUCCCGUGCUCAAGCAGACGACCAGGCAGGCAAAAGCUGCGUUCAACGCUCGAGGCCGACCAUCGCUCACGAAAAAGGAGCGGAGGCAGCUGGAACGGUCGAUUGAGCUCGAGCAGCGCGCCGAGAAGAUCAAGGAAGCGGAAAAGCGGCGGAAUGAGGCCACAAAGAGGAGAGCAGCGCGGGAGAGUCGAGAGAAGCUUGGUCAGGCCAACUCUGCUCAAUUGGGAAGCCAGCGGCGAUGCGACCGCUUUGGAUACAAGAGUAGUCAAUUCCACCUGGGCGCCUUCUUCGGCACAAAACCAGCGGCGAAUCAGGCUGAAAUGCACCAGCAGGGCGAAAUAAAACCAUUGACAGAGUCAGAUGACGAUGUCUUUGAAGACGAAGAUCUGGAUGACGAUAGUCUGCUCGAGGCUCUCAGCGCUCCAGCAAUAUUGCAAAUGCAAGCGCCUCGUCCCUUGACGGGAGGUGCCGAUACCUCAAAGACAGCAACAUCGCUCAUGCCACCCCCUCCUUUGCCCGCGAAAUGCGACCAGGCCCAGCCGGAUCGCUUCCUCGACGCUCGCGCGCAUCUCGACAUGCAGGACUUCUUCGAUGAACUUGACAGCAGCACGCAGAUUGCGAGGGAAUUGGACGAUCAUGACACGCAAAGCGUAUUGCCAGAGCCAAAAUCGAACGCUAGGAGUGGCUCUUUCAGCUCUGGCAGUCUCGACUUGACGGUCGACGACUUGGAAGCUCUGGACCCACCAAAGUCGGCCACUGUUCCACUGCCCCUUCCCGUGCUCAAGAUGCAGCAUGUCAUGGCACCGCCAGCCGUACCCGUCAGUCAGCAGAGGAAACACGUCUGGCAUGCAGCAACCGUGGCUGUGCCGCGCAAGACGUUGACUCCUGUGGAACAACAGAGAGCGAUUCACGGACGCUUCCUGCCGGCAUCUUCACUUUACUGUUCAACAGACCUUGGCUUCACGGCAACCCAGCUCGAGUCAUUCAUUGAUGAUGACAUUCAGCUAACACAAAUGGCUACCUGA
Molecule: messenger RNA, 1029 nt
Organism: Pseudocercospora fijiensis CIRAD86
Lineage: Eukaryota; Fungi; Ascomycota; Dothideomycetes; Mycosphaerellales; Mycosphaerellaceae
Exons: 1
Coding region: 1-1029 (342 amino acids)
Source: RefSeq, a predicted model, not a curated record